UUUUCCUUGUUUCAUUCUCUGAAAACACCCUAAUUUUACAUUCGCGCCGCAUAUAUCUGUUUACACAAAAAUCAAUCAAAUGGCGGUUAGCGAGCUUGCCUGCACAUACGCUUCCUUGAUCCUCCACGACGACGGCAUCGCAAUCACUGCUGACAAGAUAGCAACACUAGUGAGUGCAGCAAAUGUAAGCAUUGAAUCAUACUGGCCAGGUUUAUUUGCUAAGUUGUGCGAGAAGAAAUCUCUUGAUGACCUCAUCAUGAACGUCGGUGCCGGCGGCGGUGGUGGUGCCGUUGCCGUUUCUGCCCCUGCUGGUGGUGCUGCAGACGCCGCAGCUGCUCCCGCUGCUGAAGAAAAGAAGGAAGAAGAAAAGGAAGUGAGUGAUGAUGACAUGGGAUUCAGCUUGUUUGAUUAGGAUGAGAGGUUUUGUUUCAAAAUGUAAUGGUUUCUUCACAAACUCAGGGAACUUAUUUGAUAGUUGUUUUCUGUAUUUCGUUUUUCUGGUGUUAUGAGAUUUUGUAUCUGAAUUCAAUUUUUCACAUAGUUUUCUUUGGGAACAAAGUGAGUUUUGGUUUUGGAUCUUUA
Molecule: messenger RNA, 582 nt
Organism: Erigeron canadensis
Lineage: Eukaryota; Viridiplantae; Streptophyta; Magnoliopsida; Asterales; Asteraceae
Product: 60S acidic ribosomal protein P1
Exons: 3
Coding region: 80-412 (110 amino acids)
Biological process (GO): cytoplasmic translation; translational elongation
Cellular component (GO): ribosome; cytosolic large ribosomal subunit
Molecular function (GO): protein kinase activator activity; structural constituent of ribosome; ribonucleoprotein complex binding
Source: RefSeq, a predicted model, not a curated record